This is a messenger RNA of Magallana angulata, 1370 nucleotides long. RefSeq lists its product as uncharacterized. Bases 144 to 872 code for a protein of 242 amino acids. NCBI's taxonomy places the organism in Eukaryota, Metazoa, Mollusca, Bivalvia, Ostreida, Ostreidae. The record is from RefSeq and is a predicted model, not a curated record. The transcript has 5 exons.
GGAAGCGGUUGGAGAAAUUACAAAAUUAUUUCCGCGCUUAAUCGCGGCGUUGAUUGUUAAAUCCCAAAACGACGCCGAGAAGGUGAGCGAAAUCGUUGCAGAGGAGCUUUGUUUUCUGAAAAAUAACGCACCAAUCAUUCAGAAUGACAACACUUUGGAUUUUAGGGCUCAUUGUUUUAUGGGUUGCAAAGUCAGAGAGCCGAAUCAGUGAAACGAUUACCCUCACGGAUGAUGUAUGCGGUGUCUCUUACAUAGACAUAAGUACCCAUCAUUAUCUGGUGUGGGAUGGAUCACACAUCGGCCAGGAUACUCUCGUGAACAUCGUGGACUAUUCUGUAAUAGAGAAAAAAGACUCCGGAAGCUGUAAAGUCGGUUUUGAGCCCCUUUACACUUCUUUUGAUAUAUGUGUUACAGUAAAGGAGUUCCAUAUUGAGGAUUGUAAUGCAACUGUUAAUUAUUACCAUUCAGGCGACUCAGAAAUAAAAGCGACAUACGGAUGCAACACAACUCCAGGCUCAUUCUGUUGGAAAGGGAAGGGUGUGGAGGUAGAAAUAGCCUACAAAGGGAAAUCUCCACCGGGGUCCUCAAACUACUUUAAACUGGAAAUAACUCUGUAUGACUGGCAUAUUUGGAACAUCCUGGGUCCAAUAGUCGGGGUCUUCACCAUCCUUAUCUUUGUGAUCGCCGUCUAUUGUAAAAAGAAGUCAAAGUGCGUGGUGUUCAGGAAGUCCGAAAUUCCUCAUUCCCGUCUCAUCAACGAACCAGCAGAACCUACUCAGCCCAGCCUUGGACAUAACUCCGCCUAUCCCAUGAACCAACCGACCACAAGAGAGUUCACGGUGACCGUUCCGGUCGCUGUAAAAUUGCGUUAACUAGGGGGUUCUAAAGACAGAAUGAAAAUCUCUUCUUUUAUGGUUUAUAAGACUGCAAAAGAGAGAAAGAAACAAAAGAAAAACAAAUUCCUCGUUAAGACUGUCUGGAUCAUUUUACUUGAAUUUCUAGUUAAGUAGAGUUUAUUUAAGAUUUAUUUUGGAGAGAAUAAUUGAUGUAUGCACUAAGGUUAUGAAAUUAAAAAAUGAUAUUAAAUCAUAUAUAUUGCAUAAAAAAAGGGGUGUAGUUAAUACAAAAUUCUACAGUUAUUGCCGAGAUCAAAAAGAUGCCGCAAACAUUAUUCUCCAAUAUACCACGAACGUCAUCAGUAAAUUAUCAGAUCAGAAAUACCUAUUUGUCUCGCACUGAUCAUGGAAGAACAACUUCAAACCGUAAAAAGUUUUAAAACCAUGUCAAUUUCACGUGUUUGUUUCAAUAAAAACGAUGUGUAUUGCUUCAAAUGUUUAUUUUUAAGAGAUCAAUGCGGCUGUUCCUUGGAC